Molecule: messenger RNA, 393 nt
Organism: Adineta ricciae
Lineage: Eukaryota; Metazoa; Rotifera; Eurotatoria; Adinetida; Adinetidae
Source: the annotation of a GenBank genome assembly
AUGUCGCGCAACUAUACAGCUGGUCAGUUUGAACAGACAUUUGCACCGAAACGUUUGCAAAUGUAUCAAGUGCCACGAGAACCUCAGCCAGGCCUGUAUGCCAAAGGAUCAACGACAAGCGAUUCAAAACAGUUUCUUACAGACAAUCAUGGGCAUUUAUUGCCCGGAGUUGGAAAAUCCAAACGAUCACCAUUUGGAGAGUUUUUAGGUACAUGGGAUUUACCGAAAAGAAUUCCCGUUCCUCUUCAUAUUGAUCCAACCGGACGAACAGAAAAGAAUUUUCAACUGCUUUGUGCACAACGUGAACGAACCUUAGAAGAAAUGGAAAAGGCGCGAGUUUAUAAAAAGGAAAAUUCCUCGUGUCAUUCGAACAAAAAUCCUACCGAUAACUGA